Dreissena polymorpha is the source of this 4036-nucleotide messenger RNA. Its product is annotated as nuclear receptor subfamily 2 group E member 1-like. Gene Ontology annotation, biological process: positive regulation of transcription by RNA polymerase II; cell differentiation; anatomical structure development. The transcript is spliced from 8 exons. NCBI's taxonomy places the organism in Eukaryota, Metazoa, Mollusca, Bivalvia, Myida, Dreissenidae. Bases 259 to 1461 code for a protein of 400 amino acids. Gene Ontology annotation, molecular function: nuclear receptor activity; zinc ion binding; RNA polymerase II cis-regulatory region sequence-specific DNA binding. The record is from RefSeq and is a predicted model, not a curated record.
UCCGGGUAGCUCAAUUGUUAACUUUCUAUCUGACACCCGAUAAAGUCACGGUGUAGUGAAAAUGGGCAUUUAAAUAAGUUGUUAAACUUACUUUCACUUAUGAGUUUAAGUCCGAUUGGGUAGAGCGGCGGGUAUAUAUGUAUAUGAAUUUGAAGUAGAUGAUUUAAUUUCAAUUCCUUCGAACGAACUUGGGCAAGGUGUCUUUAAGACGGAUUUACUUAAGUGGUUAUUAGAUGAUAGGACUUCUGUUACGCAAAAAUGAAUAAAGUAGCCGGACAAUCAAGUCGGAUCCUUAUGGACAUCCCCUGCAAGGUGUGUCAAGAUCACUCAUCCGGAAAACACUACGGGAUAUAUGCCUGCGACGGAUGUGCAGGCUUCUUUAAGCGCUCAAUCCGUCGAAACCGUCAGUACAUCUGUAAAUCACGUGGUCAGUCCGGCUGCCCCGUGGACAAGACCCACCGGAACCAGUGUCGGGCAUGCCGCCUAAAGAAGUGCAUAGAUGCGGGCAUGAACAAAGAUGCUGUGCAGCACGAACGCGGGCCCCGGAACUCAACCAUUCGACGCCAGGUGGCGAUGUACCUUAAGGAGACCAGCGAGCUGUCGUCUCUCUGGGGCGCCGGCCCCAUCCCCAGCCCAUACAUGCCCGGCUUUUACACGUUCGAGCGUCUAAAUGACGGCAUCACCGUGAGCGCCGUCGAUUCGCCGUCAGCGUCACUUAGUCCUAUGACGUCACCGCUCGUGUCGCCGCUCGCAUCACCACUAACGCCCACAGCAGUAUCGCCUGGGAUAAUAUGUCAACCAACUCCAAAAUAUCCACACGAGCUGGUUCAGUCUUACUUCAGCCACCCGGAAGCCGUCUGCGAGGCGGCGGCGCGUCUUCUCUUCAUGAGCAUCAAGUGGACGAAGAACGUUCCCGCCUUCCUAGGCCUCCCCUUCCGGGACCAAGUCACGCUCCUAGAGGACGCCUGGCGAGAGCUCUUCGUUUUGGGGGCCGCUCAGUUCCAAAUGCCGCUGGAUGCUGGGGCGCUCUUGGCUGCAGCAGGCCUGACCAGCGAGUCGCCGUCUGACAAGGUGGCCAGUAUCCUGGCCGAGGUUCGCGCGCUGCAGGAAAUCAUCGCUAAGUUCAAGGCCAUUCAGGUGGACGCCACCGAGUACGCAUGUCUGAAGGGAAUAGUGCUUUUCAAAACAGUUUUACAUAACAAUGCUAACGGCGAAGUCCGGACACUGCGCGACUUUCACACCGUGGCAUCUUUGCAGGACCAGGCACAAAUGACCCUCAGCAAAUAUAUACAAACGUCUUACCCCACCCAGCCGUUCAGAUUCGGAAAACUUCUGCUUUUAUUGCCCACACUCAAGACUGUGAGCGGCAACACUAUAGAAGAACUAUUUUUCAGAAAAACAAUCGGAACUAUACCGAUUGAGCGUCUAUUAAUAGACAUGUUUAAAUCGAAUGACUUUUGAUGAGGUAAUUAUUAGGCCAAACGGCUUUGUAAAUAUGAUUAUUGCAUUAAUGCAAUAGUGCUCUCCCUUUACAGGGACUAAAUGUGUAAAUCAAGCAUAAUAUUCAGGUUUGAGCGGUUGAAAAUCGCCGAGUGACAUGUUUUGCGGCAUACGAUGAACGCACUACUUUCUCCUCAAUAGUCAAAGGACAACAUGUACGUAGCAGUUAACAAUUAAAUGUAUAAAUAUUUGUGUUAGGGCUAUGGUUACAUUAUGCAUAAUAUAGACGACCAAUAUAUACGUGUUAAACAUAUUUAUUUCAUGUUUUAUUUAAUCACAUGUGGCAAUUGCAUUAUAACAAACAUACGGUCAUAGCGUUAUUAUAUCGCUCUUAGGUGUUCAUUUGUAUAGUGUUAUUUUUAUUUCAUUUUAUUUUAUUUAAGAAAGAUCUUGGUUUUAUUGCUCUUAAAUUGAUGUUAUGUUCACUAUAAAAUCAUCUGCACCUGUUGUAGUAAUCGCAACUAAAAUGGCAACAGCAUUUCUUUUUUAAAUGUUAUAAUUUCCACACAUCGAAAGUCACUAACUACAUAAUUACCCGAGUCCGGCACAAUUUGUAAAGAAGUGUCAUAUUCUAAUGAGCCUAUAUUAUGGCCAUUUGAUUGGCCCGCACCGACAAUUUUCAACAAACCACGGGAAGGAAGUACACCAAUUUUUUGGACGUUUUGACACUUGUUUUGGAAGACAUAUUGAAUUUAAACACAAAUGACUUUGCAGUUUUGGACAUUGUGAAUGUGUAUUUUUAAAUAUAUGGUGGUAGAACUGCAUUUUUUUCAGAUAUACAUAGUAUCAUUUGUAAGUUGUUAAACAUAUAUAAUUUAAAAAUAUAAUAUAAAAGUGCCCGAGUACGUGAACACAUAUAUGUCAUGAUUAUGGACCUUUUCAAAAUGAGAUAUUCAAGAAAUGAAAGAAACAAAUGUGUGCGAUCCUUUUAUAAUCACCAUUGCAAGUGGAGAUUUUUCAAUCUGGAUUCAUUAAAUAAAUUAUACGACAUAAUAAAUGAACGGACAAGAAAAAUCAUAUGCCACAUGGCUAUUUUCUCACGACGUAAAAUAAUCUGCACGGAAUCUUGUUGCGAAUUGACCGGCAUUGUCAAUGAAAGAGAAAACGCUUCUCACAAACUAUGGCGAUAAUGAGGCGGAAAUUACCGACUAUCUUCCUACUAAUCUUACCUCCAACUGGAGAGUAUUCACAAAUGGCGCAUGACAACUAUUUGACGUGACGAGUUUAAUGGUGAUUUAAUUGAAAUUUCUUCUUUUAUUGGAAAAUUACAGGGUAAUUGUGGGAUAUUUAGUUAACACACACAGUCGAGUGACAAAAUGGAGACAAUGUCAUGAAUAAUUAAUUUUGACUGGUAGUUAGUGUAAAUAAAACCUAACCACUCUACGAAAUCAAACGAAUUGAUUUAAAGCUAAUCGAUGUAUAUGGGCUUUAUUUUGGCUUGAAUUAAAAUAGAUUUGAAAGAGAAAUUAAUUAGCGUGCGAUAUCAGUCAAUUUGUCCUUAUCAGAUAAGCGGAUCUGGUAUCAAUGUGUGUAACAUAUACUUUUAUUAAAUUCUGUAUAAUAGCUGUCCGUUUCGAUAGAUGGGGCUAGAUAGCGAAUAUUUCUUAAUUAAAGUUGGUCUAAUGCAUUGACUUUGUUUCGGGUUCAAAACCUCAAAUAAUAUCGUAAAAAAUGACGAGUGUCUUUAGACAAGACAAUAUAUAUGAAAUUAAAAUGAAAUACAGUCCAUUCUAUAGAAUUUAUAUCGUAUUACAUAGCAUUAUGAUCAUCAUCAUGAUUAUUAACAUUAUAAUCAGCAUGAUCACAUCAUUUAUCAACAACAACAAUUAUAACAACACGAACAUCUUUUAUGUCUUUCUCUCCAUCGUUUGCUUCUACAUCAUAUAUGAUGAUUUGUAAUGUCACAAACUAAUAAUAUACUCAAUACCAUCGUCCUAAGCGUAAAUAAAGCAAAAUACUUGCGGUUAAUCACGUGAAAUAAUACAAAUAUCGUUAAACAAAAAUAACAUGUGUUAAUAUAAUUCAGUUAGAUUAUAAAACAAAUUAGUAUAGGAUCUUUUAACUGUCCACAGGUGAACUCAUUAGGUAUUGAUGUUGCUGGAUUUGAACGAGCUUCGUCCUAGGAAAAAUUAUCUAAUUGCACAGGCUAAUCAGGGACGACACUUCGCUUACUCUGGAUAAACGUUAAGAAGAGACCCCCCCAUUACAAAAUCAUUUAAAGCGGAAAGUGUCGUCUCCGAUUAGGACGGCACAUUUCGCUUUUAUGUUUUUGUGAAUGAUGUAGGUCUCUCUAUCUUGGCUGACACUUUACGCAUAUUCGUUAAGCCUAGAUUUCCCAGAACGCAGCCUAAUUGUACAUCCAUAAUGUUAAUAUGACAACAUUUCCCACAUUAACACACGGUGCAAGUUUAUCACGAUACUUUCUAGUAUUAAACUAGAUUAUGUAAAAAAUGUGUCAUACUUAUUAUAAAACUUAUUUAAUGUUCACUUGUUCACGCUAUAAAACAUAUUUGGAAUAAACUAUUAUUGAUACUUA